GUGCAGAGGUCAGUGUAGAGCGCGCGCGCACGCGAUGUUGACAAGUGACAUGGCUUUGCUGUUCGCUGCUGCUCCGAUCAGUCCGGGUUUAUUAACGGCUCCGCGCUGAACCGCAGCGUCUCUCCACCUCCUCCUCCUGCACACCUCCUCCUCUCCAUCUCCUUCUGCACCUCCUCCUCCUCCUGCUCUCUCAGGAGAGCCGGGCUGAUGAGCGCUGGGGGCUGGUGGUGUGUGCUCUCUGGCUGGUGAUAUGGAGGCUCUUCCUCCGGACAGCGGGAGGAUGGAGGCUUGGCUCGACGACCAUGUGGACUUCGCUCACUCGUACUUCGUGCGGAAAGCGAGCCGGGAAAUGGUCAACGCCUGGUUUGCUGAGCGAGUCCACUCCAUCCAGCCCUCCAGAGAGGGGUCCAAAGCCCUUCCAGAACCCCUCAACUCCCUCCCCACCUCAGGCCCCACUGAAGCUCCUUCACCCAGUCCGGCUCCGUCCACCCCCACCCGCAAAAUCUCUGCCUCGGAGUUCGACCGGCCUUUGCGGCCCAUCGUGGUGAAAGACGCGGAGGGCUCCCUCACCUUCCUCAGCGACACAGAGAGGGUGCAGAUGCCACCUCCGACCUCCCAGAAGCUCAGCUCAGGAGAGGGUCCGGACGAGGGUGGAGGUAGAGGGGGGGACCGCUGCGCCCGUCUGCUGGAGCUCGUUCGGGACGUCUCGAGCCACUUGGACCUGACAGCCCUCUGUCACAGGAUCUUUUUACACACUCACGAGCUCAUCGCAGCAGACCGCUACUCCUUAUUUCUGGUGUGUGAGGACAGCUCCAACAAAAAGUUCCUGGUCAGCCGACUCUUUGACGUCGCCGAGGGCUCCACUCUCGAGGAGGCCUCAAACAGCGGCAUCCGCCUGGAGUGGAACAAAGGUAUAGUCGGCCAUGUGGCGGCUACAGGCCAACCCCUCAACAUCAAGAACGCGUACGAGGAUCCCCGAUUCAAUGCAGAGGUGGACCAGAUCACAGGGUACAAGACUCAGAGCAUCCUGUGUAUGCCCAUAAAAAACCACAGAGAGGAGGUCGUUGGUGUGGCACAAGCAAUCAAUAAGAGGUGCGGAGAGAACAGCACCUUCACAGAACAAGAUGAGAAGGACUUUGCCUCCUACUUGGCUUUCUCUGGUAUUGUUCUACACAAUGCACAGCUUUAUGAGACAUCACAGCUUGAAAACAGGCGGAAUCAGGUGUUGCUGGAUCUGGCCAGUCUUAUUUUUGAAGAACAGCAGUCGUUGGAAGUCCUGCUGAGGAAGAUUGCUGCCACCAUCUUGUCUUUCAUGCAGGCUCAAGAAUGCACUGUAUUCACUGUUGAUGGUGAAACGUCGAACGCUUUCUCCAGCGUGUUCCACAUGGAGUACGAGGAGCUCGCAGGGUCCAUGGAGUUCCCGAACAGGGACGGUGAUGUGAGCAAGAUUAACUACAUGUAUGCCCAGUACGUGAAGAACACCAUGGAGCCGCUCAACAUUCCUGAUGUCACUAAAGACCAGCGAUUUCCCUGGACUAGUGAGAAUCCAGACUCGCCAAACUACCAUGUGAAGAGCUUGUUAUGCACACCAAUCAGGAAUGGCAAAAAGGACAAAGUUAUCGGUGUCUGCCAGUUGGUCAACAAAAUGGACGAAGCCACAGGUCAGGUAAAGGCCUUUAACCGGAAUGAUGAGCAGUUUCUAGAGGCCUUCGCAAUCUUUUGUGGGCUGGGCAUCCAGAACACGCAGAUGUAUGAGACGGUGGAGAGGGCCAUGGCCAAGCAGGAAGUCACACUUGAGGUUCUUUCUUAUCAUGCCUCCGCUGCAGAGGAGGAGACACGGGCGCUCCAGGUAACUGCGGCAGCCACUGUUCCCUCAGCUCAGUCUCUGAGACUGAUGGACUUCAGCUUCAGUGACUUUGACCUCUCAGAUGCUGAGACCACCCAGGCUGCCAUCCGCAUGUUUGUGGACCUCAAGCUUGUGCAGAACUUCCAGAUGAAGUACAAGAGCCUGUGUCAGUGGAUAUUAAGCGUGAAGAAGAACUACAGGAAGAACGUGGCCUAUCAUAACUGGCGGCAUGCCUUCAACACUGCGCAGUGCAUGUUCGCCAUACUCAGAUCUGGCAGAUUACAGAAUAACAUGAGUGACUUGGAGAUUUUGGCCCUGAUGAUUGCAACACUGAGUCACGAUUUGGACCACAGAGGUGUCAACAACUCAUUCAUCAAGAGGAGUGACCAUCCUCUGGCCCAGCUCUACUGCCACUCCAUUAUGGAGCAUCACCACUUCGACCAGUGCCUCAUGAUUCUCAACAGUCCUGGCAGUCAAAUUCUAAGCAGCCUUUCUCUGGAGGAGUACAAAACCACGCUGAAGAUGAUCGAGAAGGCUAUCUUGGCCACUGACCUGGCCGUCUACAUGAAGAGGAGAACGGAGUUCUUUGAACUCACAAAGAACAGUCAGUUUGUCUGGGAGGAUGAAUGCCACAGAGACUUGCUGAAGUCUAUGCUGAUGACGGCAUGUGAUAUCUCUGCUAUUACGAAGCCCUGGCCUGUACAAAAGAGGAUUGCAGAGCUUGUCGCCACAGAAUUCUUUGAGCAAGGGGACAAAGAACGAAGAGAGCUGAACAUUGAACCCAUUGAUCUGAUGAACAGAGAAAAGCGUGAUAAGAUUCCCAGCAUGCAGGUGUCUUUCAUAGACGCUAUUUGCACACAGUUGUAUGAGACACUGGCCAGUAUAUCAGACUCCUGCUCCCCCCUGCUGGAGGGCUGUAGGAAGAACAGGCAGAAUUGGAAACUCUUAUCUGAGCACGGCGAGGAGGCGGCCUUACUGAACGGAGGACUUUAAACCCAUAAUUCAUGACCAACACGGAUCAGCCCAUCUGCAACUGCAAGACAAACUCCUUCCUUCACUAAUGAAGCUUAGCUGUGAAGGUUUAAGCAACUGAUAAUUCAGUCAUGAUUUCUGCUACACAGCGAGUUUGCAGUAGUGAUGCACCAAAAUCAUUUUUUGGGGGCCAAAGCUAAAACCAAACAAAAGGAAACAAAGAUUUCAUUUUUUUUGGUUAUUUACCUACAGUUUGCUUUUCAGGAAAGCUGAAAAAAAUCCUAAAAUAAUUUUGUCAUUGUGACCUAAAAUCAGCUAAAAAAAAUGAAAAAAGUCAUUAUUCUGUAUAAAGAUUUCGGACGUUUCGAUUAUUCCACUGAAAAAAACAAGUUCAGUUUGUUUUUCUGUUUUUUGCCAUUUUCGGUUGCCAAAUAUGGUGCAUCCCUAGUUAGCAUUUAAUGCAGUUUUGACUUGAGAAUCAGUACAAUCCUGCUGGUUACAACUCGCUCUGACGGAAGGAGGACUGCAGCACUGAAGCAAUGUGUUCCACUCUAUACAAAUCAAAAGUUUGGCUGUGUCUGUGUGGUUGUAAUCUAUUUAAAUCAAUAACACAACCUCUCGUAGAUUCUAAAAGUGAGGGCUGAUUUACGCUGAACGCUAUUGGCCUUGAGAAUCAAUUGUUUCCGCUUGUCUAGUCACUGAAAACUCUCUAAGAAGGCUCUACAGAAGGGAGACAGGCUCAUGUUUCAAAUUAAACAGCAAAUAAAACACAAGAACUGCUUCCUCUAAACAGCAUAAAUCGGCAUAACUCUGAAAGACACAUACACGUGUACUCGAGCGCAGGGUAGCCAUCACUUGCUUUGACCUUUCCAGGUGAUAUAAAUCACUGCGUACAGUGCGAGACCUGAUGAAAGAGAGCAAGUGAAGAACAGAAAGAAAGAUUUUUGUGUGUCAUUCCAGACUCUACUUAGCCUCUAUGUGUGAGGGCGUUGAUACAGAGCUCUAUUUAUUGUUUUAGGCCCGUCUUGGGCUUUAUCUGUAGCUCACUCACUGAAACGACGAAACAGAGAAGUAGAUGCACAAAAGAACAUAACUUAUUUCUCACUAAAGUGCACCAUAGAGCUAAGCUAACAUAGGCAACUGCAACCGUACACGUCCACUUCAGAUAUACAGAGGAAUGUUUUCGAUUUUUGUCACUUUGUGUUACGAUUUUCACAUGUCUUUUGUAUAUUUAUUAACUUUAUAUCAAGUCUUGUUUUAUGUGGUGAGAUUUUUGGUUUCUUAUGUCUACAUGAAAAACUCUUGCAUAAAACUGUUGAAGGGAAAAAUAUAUAUUUAAUUAUUCA
Astyanax mexicanus (Mexican tetra) is the source of this 4164-nucleotide messenger RNA. RefSeq names its product phosphodiesterase 5A, cGMP-specific, b (gene pde5ab). The transcript has 21 exons. The record is from RefSeq and is a predicted model, not a curated record. The coding region runs from base 251 to 2839 and encodes 862 amino acids. Gene Ontology annotation, molecular function: 3',5'-cyclic-GMP phosphodiesterase activity; protein binding. Gene Ontology annotation, biological process: signal transduction. NCBI's taxonomy places the organism in Eukaryota, Metazoa, Chordata, Actinopteri, Characiformes, Acestrorhamphidae.